This is a messenger RNA of Naegleria lovaniensis, 2298 nucleotides long. RefSeq lists its product as uncharacterized. Gene Ontology annotation, cellular component: membrane; endoplasmic reticulum. The transcript is spliced from 5 exons. Bases 1 to 2298 code for a protein of 765 amino acids. Gene Ontology annotation, molecular function: long-chain fatty acid-CoA ligase activity. The record is from RefSeq and is a predicted model, not a curated record. NCBI's taxonomy places the organism in Eukaryota, Heterolobosea, Eutetramitea, Acrasida, Naegleriidae.
AUGAGUGAAUACGCAGCUUUUGCAGAGUCAUUGAGCGUUUCGGAAGAUGCUUCCCAACAACAACAGCCACAACAAGAAACACCAAUGGUGAAUGAGAACGGAACAGAGCCUGUAGAAAGCUCUUCGGAAGCAUCAGCUACUGCUGAAAAAGAAAGUGCAGCUGAAACGACUGUAGAAAACAAGCUUGGAGACAAGGAGGUAGAUGUAUUUGUGAAACAAGUUACCGAGAUGCCAGCUGUAACUGAGGUAAAAGCAUCAUCAUCAACUGAGCAAUCUCAAGAUGCAACUGAUCAAACUCAAUUUAUUGUUCCUGAAUUGAAAGGAUUGAAAACAAUAACCAGCUCCUCUAAAUCAUACCCCCCAAUCACCCAACAAACUGUACCCAUGAAAGAUAACCAAAGAAUCAGAAGAAAGAAUGGUCAUGCAGAUGCCUUAGUGUUAAAAAGAUUUGAAGAUAUUUCAACCUUGUACGACUCAUUCAAAAAGACUGUUGAAAAAUAUGGAGAUAGACCUUGUUUUGGAGACAGAAAAAGAGAUCCAGCAGACCCAAAUAAGCUCUUAAUGGAAUAUGAAUUUAUCACAUUCAAUCAAGUGAAUGAAAUGGCAAGUAAUCUUGCUGCGGGUUUGAGGCAUUUAGGAAUGGAACCAAAUCAACAUCUUGCAAUCUAUAGCAAAAACAGAAAGGAAUGGCAAAUCUCUGUUGAAGCUUGCAACAAACAAUCAUUUGUUAGUCUUGCCUUGUAUGAUACAUUGGGAGAGGAGUCUUCUGCAUUCAUUAUGAAUCACGGGGAGGUUGUCGUUUUGUGUUGCUCUGGAGAAGUCAUGCCUAGUGUCAUGAAAUUGGCUCCGAAAUCAAAAAUGCUAAAGAAUAUCAUUUGUUUUGAUACCAUCACAGAGGAACAAACCAGUACUUUGGAAAAGAGUGGAAUCAAACUUCACACUUUCCAACAAGUAUUAGAAAUGGGAAAGAACAACCCAAUCGCAGACGUGCCACCCUCACCACAAUCCAUUGCCUGUCUUAAUUACACUUCAGGAACUACUGGAUUACCAAAGGGUGUUAUCAUUACUCACUUUAAUUUUAUUGCUGCUGCUGCAGGUAUUACUCACAACAUUAUUGACCUCAACGAGCAUGAUUGUGUCAUUAGUUAUUUACCUCUUGCUCACAUCUUGGAACGAAUGGUUGAAAUUAUUUUCCUUCAACAUGGUGCCAGCAUUGGUUUCUGGUCAGGCAACAUUAAGACAUUAAAGGAUGAUUUGGCAGCUUUGAAACCCACCGCAUUCCCUGCUGUUCCUCGAGUUCUUGACAAAUUAUAUGAUGGUAUUAAGGAAAAAAUCUCAAAGGAAUCGAAGAUUAAACAAUGGGCUCUUAAUAGGGCCAUUAAAUCAAAAGAAGAAGGAAUGAUUUCUGGAAAAUCAACCCCCAUUGCUGAUAUUGUUUUGGGAGUUGUGAGAAAGAACUUUGGAGGUCGUAUUCGAUUUGUACUCAGCGGUGGAGCUCCAAUUCGACCAGAAGUUCAAGCCUACAUGAGAGUGAUUUUUGGAUGCAACUUGGUUCAAGGAUAUGGCUUAACUGAAACAUGUGCUGCAUCGACAAUUCAACUUGCCUAUGAUUACAGUGAGGGACACAUUGGUUGUAUAGUACCCUCUGUGGAAAUUAAGUUGGAUGACGUUGAGGAAAUGAAUUAUACAGUUGAAAAGAACAAUAGUGGAGAGAUUUGCGUGAGAGGACCAUCUGUUAGUAUGGGAUACUACAAGGAUGCUGAAAAGACAAAGGAAGCAUGGGAUGAUGAUGGCUGGUUCCAUACAGGAGACAUUGGUCGUUACAAUGAAAAUGGUACCAUUACCAUUAUUGACAGAAAGAAGAAUAUUUUCAAGCUAAGUCAAGGAGAGUACAUUGCUGCUGAAAAUAUUGAACAAAAGUUGGCUCAAACCAAAUACAUUAAUGGAAUUUGGGUUUAUGGUGAUUCUUUCAAGAGUUGCUUGGUUGGUUUUGUGGCUGGUAAUAUUCCACAAUUACAACAAUAUGCAAAAGAAAAUGGAAAACAACAACUGGCUGAUAAGGUUGAAGAAUUGUGCGAAGACCCUGAUAUCAACAAGAUGGUGUUAGCAGAACUCACCAACACUGCAAAACAACACAAGCUCAAAGGCUUCGAAAUGGUAAAAGCUGUCAAGAUUUUACCAAAAGAGUUCGAUCAAUAUGGGUGUAUGACUCCAACCAUGAAGCUCGUUAGAAACAAGAUGAAAGAUUUAUUCCAAGCAGACAUUGACAAGCUCUAUGAAACCAUUCCAGAUGCUUAA